Messenger RNA from Symbiodinium pilosum, 987 nucleotides. NCBI's taxonomy places the organism in Eukaryota, Dinophyceae, Suessiales, Symbiodiniaceae. The record is from the annotation of a GenBank genome assembly.
GAGGAACAUUUCGCGGACAAAAACUUCCACUGGCCCGAGUCAUUGCAAUAUGUCGACAUUCCCGGUGCAGACGGGAUGGCAUUGAAAACGAUAGUUGUUGGACCUCCCGCAGCUGAGAGCAAGGGUGUCAUGCUUUUUUUGCAUGGAUUUCCUGAAACUGCCGCAUCAUGGAAAGGGUACAUCUUGCACUAUGCGGCAGAAGGAUACCAUGUUUUGGCGCCGGACACUCGCAACGUCAAUAAUAGUAUUGGAGAGAAUGCAGCUUUGACAUUGGAGCUGCUGAGCGACGACGUGCUUGCCCUGUUAAAGUUUACAGGUCAAGAAAAGGCUGUCGUGGUUGGCCAUGACUGGGGGGCGAUGAUGUCUUGGAUCUUCGCUCUGCGAUACCCAGCGAGGACAAAAGCGCUCGUGGUUAUGGCAGUCCCCCAUCCAGAAUUGUACCGUGCCUACAAUCUUGCGCGAUUGCCGUUUUCCUUAAAGGAUGUUUGGUAUUUCCUGUUCUUUGGACUUGGGGGCCACAUUGCGCGGUGGAGGGCCGCCAAGGAUGAUUUUGGAUGGUUCAUGUGGUUCACACUUGGCUCCAGCGGGCCCAAGACCUACAGCAAAGCGGAGGUUGCCAGAUUGAAGGAGGUGUAUGCGCGAACAAUUGUGUCAGACACACACAGUCCUUUGACCUCGUAUUAUUGGCUGGGCAAUGUGUGGUUGCUGAAAAGCUUGCUACCGCCAGCAGUGCUUGGGCCUGGCACAGUCAACAGCAUUUGGACAGAUGGACAAAGCCCAAGUGUGGUUCCAACCUUGCAGCUCUAUGGGUCUGGAGACCUGUAUGUGUCCGCUGGAAUGGUUGGGUGGUCCAUGGACUCGGCAUAUGUUUCGCAUCCCAUGAAGCGAACUGUCAUUUACGACGCAUCUCACUGGCUUAACAUCGAAAAGUCGGCGGAGAUUAUGCAGGAAGUCGAUGCCUUCAUGCAAAGAUUGCCACCAGCUUGA